AUGUUGUUGAAUCGCCUCACAGUAUUCACGGUGCUGGAUGUUAUAGGGGGAUCCCCUCUGGUUUCAUUAGCAUCAUCCUCUGUGAAGAAGCUCUCUCUGUGGGCAGGAAAAACAGAGUCAGAGGAAUCAUCCCUCCCAGUCAUUCCAGAAGAGCCACCUUACUUUGAGGUAGAGUCCAGUGCCAGAAGUGCAGAGCAAAGCACACCCAAUGUCCAGCCUGAGGGCCAGGCAGCUGGAAAAUCACAGAAAAGUGGAGAACAAGAGGCAAGUAGCCCUUGCAAAUCUUCUGUGAAGGAGCCACCGCAAUCCAACUCCAACAGCACAUGUGAACCAGUGAGCAGCGGGGAAGACACCCCUGAAUCCGACGCCCAAAGCCUUGCAUCUGUGGAUGCGGGAGGUCCCAUUGCCAACCAGGAGCCAGUGUUUGCAAACAGUCUGCAGGACUCGGCUUGCCUCUUGGCCAAGGCUCAAGCCUCCUUAGAAAACCUGGAGAAGCGUUUUGCCUCUGGCAUCCAUAUGUUAGAGUCCUUUGUCACCCAGCAAGAAGGGAUGCCAAGCCGGAGCAGCCACAGUGACGGAGCCCUGCAGAAGUGGGAAAAAUGCAAGGAACACACCCAAAACCGCUCUCUUCAGACCCUCAUUGAUUUAUCAAGCAAAGCCAGGAAAAAAGGCCAGUGGAAUCCUGUCUCCAGUGAGGUUUGCCGAAGAUGGGAGAAUAUAAUGGAAAGGCCUUUUUGUUGCAUGCAAACGUUUGACCUCCUUCAGGAGAUCAUCCAAGAACUUCAGGGAACUGGAGAUUCCCCAGCUGUCGGCCAAAGACAGCAAGGAAGGAGUGGAAAAGGAAAACGUACAGUCCCGGGACAGAAGAAUGCAGCUCCCGUCUCCACUGUGAGUCAGGGGAAGGUUGUGAAUGUGAAAGACUCGUGAAGUAUCAUCUCCAUACCUGUUUUACUUGGGGAUUGGACUGAAACCUGCCAUUGCUCCCGUUUUGAAAUAAAAGUAAUCUGCUCCUUCAUUCAAGUAGCAGCCAGGAAGCACUUUGACAAUCCAGCAUCUUCAAUUCACAAGCCUGUGGUGUUUAAAAUUGUUGUCUAUGACUCCCUCUGCUCUACCUUGAAAGGCCUGCUUGUAACUUUUGGCUCUAUGUAUAAGAUAUAUAUGUAACAUAAAUUAAUUUUGUGUUUAGA
This is a messenger RNA of Anolis carolinensis (green anole), 1187 nucleotides long. RefSeq lists its product as uncharacterized. The record is from RefSeq and is a predicted model, not a curated record. The transcript is spliced from 9 exons. Bases 1 to 927 code for a protein of 308 amino acids. NCBI's taxonomy places the organism in Eukaryota, Metazoa, Chordata, Lepidosauria, Squamata, Anolidae.